AGUGUUUACUGUCGAGAUGAAUUGAAGCGUUUGUGAAGCUCGCUACUUAAUUCAAGAUUAAACAUUCCGCCGUAGAUAACUGCGAAUACAUAUAUAUAUAUAUAUAUAUAUAUUAUAGAACAAUUACAACAACAGUAAAAGUAGUAAUAAUUAUAAUGCGGUGUGUGUGUUUUCUCGUCACGUUUAUCGUACUCGUGACUUACGUGACAGCUUUGGAAGAAAAGUCAUCAAAGCAGGCAACUUUCGUUGAAGCAGACAAUGCCGAGGAUGAGGAUGACGCCUACGAUGAUUACGAUUAUGCGUUAGAGGAUAAGAAAGGACACAAGAUAAAACGCAAACACAAACUCUAUCUCUUUGCCGGGGGCCUGAAGAGCUUAGCAGUAUUCAUCGCGAUCAAAAUAAAAAUCAUUUUGGUCGUCAUCACUGUAAUUGGGAUCAUUGGAUUUGCCCUCAAAGUGUUUGGAGCCCUCAAGUAUGCAGGAUACCUUGCCGGGGGUUGUCCCGUUGUUCACGAGCCAGCUCACGGAUUAGGAUACUCAGUCACACCGCCACCUGAUCACGUGCCGGAAUACGGAGCGUGGGGGAAUUCUAAUGACUGGUCAUCAUCUGGAAGUUGGGCCCGCAGCUUAGUUCAAAACUACAUUGAUACGGAUAUGAUCUCUCAUGCAUUAAAAAAUAUGGAUAUGGCUGAGAUGGUUUUUUCGACCCUGAAAAUGGACGACGAUGGGUGUCGCCGACGUUUUGUCUGCGAAAUUGACGCCAAGAGCCGAGAAUUUCCACUGCUGAGUUACGCGAUGGAUUUCUUUUCGCAUGGAUUUGAUAAGUUUAAAACAACGGAGAAAGUGAAAUUCAGCGAUUGCGCCAAACUUUACUCCAGUUGCAGUGACGACGAAAAAGCCAGGAAAAGAAGAAAGAGAUUUGUGGAUAAAAACGAACACAGAAAUCAAUCAUCCACGUGAAUGACUUCUGGAAGCAGAAAUCUUCAGCGAUCAUAUCGCAGUCGUGCGGAUUUCAUUUUCAGGGAUAACGGAACCAUUGAAAUUGUCAAAGAUCAAAUAAUUCACUAGGUUUAAUAUCAAACACUGUCUGAAGAUUGGAAAAAAGUUUACAAAAAGUGUCCAUCGCCAAUUUAGUUGAAGAUCAAAAACCCAA
Messenger RNA from Diprion similis, 1152 nucleotides. RefSeq lists its product as uncharacterized. Bases 156 to 959 code for a protein of 267 amino acids. The transcript has 5 exons. NCBI's taxonomy places the organism in Eukaryota, Metazoa, Arthropoda, Insecta, Hymenoptera, Diprionidae. The record is from RefSeq and is a predicted model, not a curated record.